UUGAUCUGCAUAUUUAUUCCCAAAAAAAAAAAGAAAAUAUUUUAGUCAAAACCAAAACACAAGCAGUUCAAAUAUUUCGGUUCACUGAAAAAUAUAGCUAAAUGAUCUCCAGUGUGAAGUUGAGGUGCUUGAAAGACACACACAGUUACAAUGAUAGGAUUCUGCAGAACUUGGAGAUUGAUGAUCUUGGUAUUCAUUCUGCUUACCCAAAAUGGAUCGUGUCAGAACCAGUGUGAAGAAUUAAAGUGUGGACGUCAUGGUCCUGUGGUUCGAUUUCCCUUCCGGAUCAAAGAUAGGCAUCCGGUUGAUUGUGGCUAUCCUGGCUUUGAUAUCACUUGUUCAGAUCACGACCAGCUCCUUCUUGACCUGCCUACACCUUCAGGUCCGGUAAGCCUCUCCGUCAGAAAUAUCUAUUACCGAUCUCGGAAAAUUGAACUGUAUGAUCCUCAAAGUUGCCUUCAGAACUUGUUUUAUAGACUCCACAACUACUCCAAACCAUCAACUUUCAAAUUUGAGUCAUCAGAUUCAUUUCUAAACAUUGCUUUCCUCAAUUGUUCUGACAAUCAAGACAUGUUCUCUUGCCCAAUCCAUGUUGCUGCAUCCACUGACCAAUUCCUUGGCUCGAAUAUACUGUUCUGUACCAAAAUGAUUGAGAUUUCGUCAAAUCAACUGUAUAACAUACAGAAAAAUGCUUUGAAUCUCAGUUGGUCGAAACCCAAUUGUACUAGAUGUGAAAUUAAGGGACAGAUGUGUAAACUGAAGAACAAUGGAACCAAAGACGAUAUUGAAUGUCUCGACUAUGAUCACAAGAAACAAAUAUCAACUCGUAUAGCUGUUGCAGUAACAACAUCAGGUUCUGUCAUGAUCCUCCUGGUGCUCGUUGGACUCUUUCUAUUACAUAGACAUUUCAAAUUGAAAGGAGAGGAUAGAGUGAGACUUGAAAAGUUUCUAGAAGAUUAUCGAUCACUUAAACCUACUAGGUUCUCUUAUGCUGAUCUUCAUCGAAUGACGAGUGGUUUUAAGGAUACGUUAGGUGAAGGUGCUCAUGGAUCAGUGUUUAAAGGGAAGCUUUCAGAAGAAAUUUUGGUUGCUGUGAAGAUGCUCAAUAACUCAGAGGUGGAUCAUGGGAAAGAGUUCAUAAAUGAAGUUGGAGCUAUAGGUAAAAUCCACCAUGUCAACGUUGUUCGUUUACUUGGCUUUUGUGCUGAUGGAUUUCAUCAAGCUCUUGUUUAUGAUUUCUUUCCAAAUGGUUCCUUACAAAGAUAUGUUUCUGCUCCAAAUGAUGAAGACAAUACUGUCUUCCUUGGAUGGGAAAACUUGCAGCAAAUCGCUAUUGGUAUAGCUAAAGGGAUUGAGUAUCUUCACGAGGGUUGUGAUCCUAGGAUUAUUCACUUUGAUAUCAAUCCUCAUAAUGUUCUUUUGGAAGAAAACUUCCUUCCGAAAAUAUCUGAUUUUGGUUUGGCUAAACUAUACUCUAAAGAUAGAAGUGCAGUGUCGAUGACCACAGCAAGAGGAACUUUAGGUUACAUCGCGCCUGAAGUUUUCUCUAAAAAUUUUGGAAAUGUAACACAUAAAGCUGAUAUAUAUAGUUACGGAAUGUUGCUGAUAGAGAUGGUUAGUGGAAGGAAGAAUACAAACACUGAAAAAGAAGGUCCUCAAGUUCUAUACCCAGAAUGGAUUCAUAAUUUAGUGAAAGGAGGAGAUGUUCACAUUCAAAUAGGAAGCAAAGAAGAUAUUAGAAUUGCGAAAAAAUUAGCAAUUGUGGGACUUUGGUGCAUUCAGUGGAACCCAGCAGAUCGUCCAUCCAUCAAAACAGUGUUACAAAUGUUGGAAGGAGGAGAUGACAACUUAACAGCACCUCAAAAUCCUUUGAAUUCCCCUUUUAUUAAUACUAGUGUUGUUAUUCCUAGCAGACAUAUAAAUUCAGAGCUAGAAGUAAUUCAUGAAUCGGAUUGAUUA
This is a messenger RNA of Prosopis cineraria, 1959 nucleotides long. RefSeq names its product rust resistance kinase Lr10-like. Gene Ontology annotation, biological process: protein phosphorylation. Gene Ontology annotation, molecular function: protein kinase activity; ATP binding; polysaccharide binding. The record is from RefSeq and is a predicted model, not a curated record. Bases 151 to 1956 code for a protein of 601 amino acids. The transcript has 2 exons. Lineage: Eukaryota; Viridiplantae; Streptophyta; Magnoliopsida; Fabales; Fabaceae.